Haliotis rubra (blacklip abalone) is the source of this 4291-nucleotide messenger RNA. RefSeq names its product protocadherin gamma-A4-like. Gene Ontology annotation, cellular component: plasma membrane. The record is from RefSeq and is a predicted model, not a curated record. Gene Ontology annotation, molecular function: calcium ion binding. Lineage: Eukaryota; Metazoa; Mollusca; Gastropoda; Lepetellida; Haliotidae. Gene Ontology annotation, biological process: homophilic cell-cell adhesion.
UCAGACAGACGCGGUGUUUACCUUUCCCGCUUGCUGUUUUCCUACAAAUAUUGUGAUAUCAAACAUAUCUUGUGCCGGGACUGGCCGAGUCGUUUACUCUCAGUAGCUGGACAUAGACGACUACGCUGGUUGUGGCAGGACGCCGGGUUGUAUUGCAACCGCCGGACAUUUACCCAACUGAAGGCCGCGAACAGUUUGCCCUCCGUCACGGACACUAUAGCUCAUCAAAGCAACUUUGUUUUGGGACGCCGUGCUGUGAUGGAUGCUUGACGUGAAGGAGACGAUCCCUGUGUCAUCACAGACCGCCAUCAUGCAGAGGGUCGGUGUCAUCACCUUGCUGACAUUCCUGUGUGGACACUGUCUUGGACAAACACCAGACCUGAGCUUAAGAAUACCGGAAGAAAUCAACCUUGAUACUUACGUAGGGAACGUGUCAGAUAGUAGUGCUAUGUUCAAGAACCUUUCACAGGCGGAGAAAGAAACUUUAAAGUUUGGGAUUUUAAACAAAGACAGUCAUCCCAGUAAACUGUUUCGCAUCGACCCUGAUUCUGGAAAAAUAUACAGUCAAGGUCGUAUCGACCGUGAAACUCUAUGCGACUUCACCGACGCUUGUCGCGUUGAGUUUGAUGUCGCUGUUCACUCUCCCGUUUUCUCCAAUAUCGCCACCGUCUUCGUCUACGUGGAGGACAUCAACGACAACGCUCCAACGUUCCCCGCAACAGAGGUGACACUAGACGUUUCAGAAUUAGCUAGCGUCGGUACAGUGUUAAAAAUAAGCGGUGCCGUAGACAGAGACUCGCAAUUUAAUAACACCAUUCAGAGAUAUGAGUUGUCGCAACAAGAAAACAUGUUUUCACUGACCACGACAAAGAACCUCGAUGGGAGCUCGGUGAUAAAUCUUCUCCUGGGAAAGUCGCUUGACCGCGAGCUUAAAGAUCAGUACUUUUUCAACAUCGUUGCAUCUGACGGUGGUUCGCCCCCGAAAACAGGGACUCUCGCGGUAAGAAUCAACGUUAUCGACGAAAACGACAACCCUCCACGAUUUCAAAACUCGUCUUACGACGUCAUGGUGAAGGAAGACGUCGCCAUCAACGCAACGGUCAUGGUAGUGUCAGCGACUGAUCCGGAUUUGGGUACCAAUAGCGAAGUGAGAUACCAGUUCAGCAAUCUGCAGUCAGCCAAGUUGCAGUCUCUGUUCUCUAUAGACUCAACGACGGGAGUAAUUAGAGUUGCCGGUAAACUUGAGUAUGAACCAGACACACCGUAUCACUUGAUCGUGGAGGCUCUGGACAGAGGAGACCGUUCCUUGAUGACACAGACUGUUGUCACUGUGACAGUGCUGGACUCGGGGAACAACCCUCCCUAUGUGAGGAUCAACACCCUAACGACGGGAAACACUGUUUCGGAGGCUGCAGGGGUGGGUUUCUUUGUGGCAUAUGUAGAGGUAGAGGACUCAGACACUGGUGAGAACGGGGACGUCGUUUGUAACAUUUCCAGCGCUGCAUUUUCUCUUGAGCCUCUGUCUGGCAGGAAGGGAUACAAAGUACUAGUCAACACUAUUCUAGAUCGUGAAUCCAGGUAUUCGUACAACAUGAGUGUCAUGUGCCAGGAUAGAGGGAACCCUCCACUGUUCGGGUCUGCCGUGUUCCAGAUGUAUGUUACAGACGUCAAUGACAACACUCCACAGUUCCAGCGAAGACAGUACAACGUGUCUAUCCCGGAAAACAGUCCGAUUGGAUAUUCCGUAUUGACUGUGUCGGCCUAUGACGCUGACCGUGGGGACAAUUCCCGUCUGAGAUAUUUCGUCGUAGAAGAUACACAAAAACCAUCAUUCAGAAUCCAAUAUGAUUCCGGCAUCAUUACAACUAACAGGAGAUUUGACAGAGAGGUGACACCUGUGAUAAAGUUCCAUGUCCUCGCCAUUGAUCAGGGUAUGGUAGCCAGGACAGGCACGACCGAAGUGACGCUGCACAUCAGCGACAUCAACGACGAAUUCCCCGCCUUUACUCACCAGUUGUUUCAGUUCCGCGUGGUAGAGAACAUGGACGCUAACGUUAUCGUAGGAAAUAUCACCGCUACUGACCUCGAUGCCGGCCUUAAUGGUGAAAUUGAGUACUUCAUAGCAGAGUCUCCAGAUGGUAUGAUACCUUUUAAAGUAUUUUCUAAUGGAACUGUGAUUGCUGAAGAGUCCUUGGAUAGAGAAUUAAAGAGCAGAUACAUCUUCACAGUGUUAGCACGAGACAAAGUCUCCCCCAAGACGAACUCUUCAGAAGUGUCCAUUACAGUGCUUGAUGUGAAUGACAACGUCCCAACAAUUCUUUUCCCUACGACUGUCAAUCACACGGUCUUCAUUUCAAGGCCCCCAGAAAGAGACUCCGUAAUUGGCAAGAUUGUUGCAUACGACUCCGACUUUGGCGAAAACUCCACUCUACAUUUUGUGAUAUCAAACGGCAACGACGAUGGUGCUUUCUCCAUAGACAGGGACACUGGUGAGACUAAGGUUGCAAACAUUUGGAAGCUGCAGAACGACAUGGUAUACGAUCUGACAAUAACUGUGCACGAUUCAGGAACUCCUCAACUGAAGGCUGAAACUCACCUGAUUAUUGACGUGCAGUUUGACAACGACACCAAUACACUCACACCAGUGCACACUAAAAGUGACAAGUAUGUCAUCAUCGCUGCUGUUGUUGCCGCGGCAACAAUUAUCCUGUCUAUCAUCAUCAUUGCUGCCAUCUGCUUUGUGCUCAGGACUGACAGACGGAAAUCACCAUCAUUAUCAACGAACGCUUCCAAAUUCAACGGCCAUGUUGCGUCUGUAAAAAUCCCCGCGACAGAUCAAACUGAGGUUGCGCAGCUAUCGACAGGGGACACGGUCGACAGUGGGCAGAUACCCCCGUUCGGUGGAGUCCAUAACGUUCAACAGAAACAAGUCAAGCAUGCAGACCAGUCCUUCAAGAAGAAGGAAGUUAGCUUCAGCAUUGAUGACAGCCUUGUCUCCAAACCCAGAGACAUCAUCUUCAACAACGCCAGAUUGACAUUCAUGGACGAAGCGGAAAAAAUACUCCCACUGGAUGACGUUCACAGCGACACCUCCGGCGAAACAAUUCCCAGCGACAGCGGCAGAGGCGGCAGCGAGGAGGAAGUGAACAUCCAGCCAGAUAAGAAAAUGAAUCUCCGACGGUGGGGCGCACCUCAUCAGGAAAGUCAUUCGUUCGACCAGUACUGCCCCUUGGCGACGAAACAGGGCCCCGACUUCCAGAAUCCCAGACACAAUCAAGUCAGGUUUUUACACACGAACAGUUUUCAGGAAGGACGUGAUUUCUCCCGAAACCAGGGUCCCAGAGACACGUCACGUGACUAUUCAUUGCGUCAAGGCCACAAUACUUUCCAGGACAGACCCAACAACUAUUCAAGGCCAUUAUCAUACCACAGACAGUCUUCCAAUGUGUCUCAUGAUGACGACGGCAGUACCACUACGUCCGGAAGUUACACACUAAACCAGGACGAUUCACUCGAGGAGAGAAUUCUCGGGAAGGAUAUAAUAGUGUAAUAUAUUAAGAUAGUAUUCCCACACUGCCAAAUAUUGCCAUAAUGUCAUCUUGUAUUUGUGAAAGCACGUAUGUGUGCUGAUGUUGUGAGCUGAAACAUCACACAUGCAUGCAUGCCAAAUAAAUGAUAAAUGUGAACAAAGUGUCCUACAUGUGAAUCAAACAAUUUCAAAUGGUGCCAAUUAAUGUAUUGAUUAUUUCCCCUUGACAAUGAAAGGUGCUCAGAAACGACAAACCAACGACAGAUCUGUAUACAUGUGUAGUGUAUUAAUAUACUAUGGACCUGAGUACUGUGUUAUAAAGAUAUGUGGACGUGUGACUUCUGUGGGUGUGGGAUGUUUCAGUAACUGCUACAGACCUACACGGUUACAUCAACUGUCUCGUUUAACCCAUAUCCAGUACAAGAGUCCGUAUGACCCGCAUGUUUAAUCCAGCCGAGAGUGGACUUAUUGACUAUAAAUGUAUGUUGUUGAUGAAUUUUGUUUAUAUUUGUGUAACGCCAGUUCUUUGAGGAGAUUGUUGAGAAUAUAACUUCAGUGGCGUUAAUUAUUUUCUGGUAUAUGAACCAAACCCGAAAGAUUAUGCUGUCGUCGCGCUACCUUAUAUUCUCACCAGUAUCACUAGCGACUGGAUUCUGGAGAGAGCAACACACUACUUACUGGCCACGUGCCCUAUGUGCAUGUCAUGUGUUUGUAUACAAUGUAUAUAAUAUUAAAGACUCAAAGAAAUAAAGUCUUUAUGAG